Molecule: messenger RNA, 954 nt
Organism: Erinaceus europaeus (western European hedgehog)
Lineage: Eukaryota; Metazoa; Chordata; Mammalia; Eulipotyphla; Erinaceidae
Product: olfactory receptor 11H2-like
Exons: 1
Coding region: 4-954 (316 amino acids)
Biological process (GO): G protein-coupled receptor signaling pathway
Cellular component (GO): membrane
Molecular function (GO): olfactory receptor activity; G protein-coupled receptor activity
Source: RefSeq, a predicted model, not a curated record
CAAAUGAAUACAUCCAACAGAGAAACUACCACUGUGACUCACUUUAUCCUCCUGGGAUUUUCCUCCAGUCCAGAAAUGCAGCUCCUCUACUUUGGGCUCUUCUCAACAACAUACACCCUGACCCUGACAGGCAAUGCACUCAUUGCCUGUGCUGUGCUGUUGGACAGGCGCCUUCACAUCCCCAUGUACAUCCUCCUGGGAAAUUUCUCUCUCCUGGAAAUGUGUUAUGUCACCACAACCAUUCCAAACAUGUUGGCCAACCUCCUAUCCACAAGCAAGUCCAUCUCCUUCCUAAGUUGUUUUGCACAGUUCUACUUCUUCUUCUCUUUUGGAUAUGAUGAGGGCUUCUUCCUUUGUGCCAUGGCCUUUGACAGGUACUUGGCCAUCUGCCAUCCUCUGCAUUACCCACACAUUAUGACUAAGCAGCUCUAUACUAGUCUUGUCAUUUUGGGAUGGUUAUUUGGAUUUACCCUCUACCUAGCUCCAGUUGUCCUCAUUUCAAGGUUGCCGUAUUGUGGCCCGAAUAUCAUCAAUCAUUUUAUGUGUGAUCCUGUCCCUUUGAUGAUGCUGUCCUGCUCUGAAGACACCAUCACUCAGUUUCUAUAUUCUACUCUGAACGUUAUUUUCAUGAUUGGUACCUUGAUUUUUAUCCUUUGUUCCUAUGCUCUGGUGAUCCGAGCUGUGCUGAAGAUGCCCUCCACAGCAAGUAAACAUAAAGCUUUCUCCACUUGUGCUUCUCAUUUGGCAGUUGUGACACUGUUUUAUAGUCCUAUUAUCAUGAUGUAUGUUAGUCCUGGGUCAGGACACCCAGAGAAAAUGCAAAAAAUCAUUACUCUGUUUUAUUCUGUGAUAACACCUCUCUGCAAUCCACUAAUAUAUAGCCUUAGAAACAAGGAGAUGAAGGCAGCUCUGAGGAAAAUCUUCAGGACUGAGCAAGGUAUUCAAAAAAUAUAA